AUGCAGUGGAUGAAACGAGGUGACCAAUGCUCCCGGGUACUCUUCCGUAAGAUUGCUCAAAGGAGAUCGGGGAGGAGGAUCUUACAGAUCAAUGAUGAUCAUGGAGUCACCCAUUCUGAACCAGAAGAAGUAAUCAAUGAGUUUGUCACAUAUUAUCAAAACCUCCUAGGUGGGGAAAGACGACAAACUGUGAUAGAUCCUCAAUUCCUCCAACCUUGGGCUCGACAUGUAUUGACUGUGGAAGAAGCUAGCUCUUUACUAUUACCAGUUACACCAGCGGAUGUCAAACAGGCGGUUUUUGACAUUGCAGAGGAUAAGGCACCAGGUCUGGAUGGGGAUUCAUCGGGCUUUUUCAAGGCUGCAUGGCCUAUAGUAGGGCAGGAGGUGACUACGGUAGUGAUGGAUUUCUUUAAUACAGGCCGACCUCCUAAAGCGAUCAAUACCACCCUUUUGGCGCUUAUACCAAAGUCCGGGACAAGCGGCGUUUGUACCUGGAGAAGCAUUGGCGAUAAUAUUAUGCUGGCACAGGAGCUCUUUACUGGAUACAACCAGUCCCGUCUACCACCCAAGUGUGCCUUAAAAGUGGACAUUCGGAAAGCUUAUGACACGGUGGAAUGGGACUUCAUGAUUGCUGUGAUGGAGUUAUUUGGGUUCCCUUCUACUUUCGUGAAGUGGAUUGAGGUAUGUGUUACUACGACAUUUUCUAUUGCGCUGAAUGGGAAACCUCAUGGCUUCUUUCCGGGGGCGAGGGGACUUCGACAGGGUGACCCUGUAUCGCCCUACCUAUUUGUGCUUGUAAUGGAGGUUCUACAACUGGGAUUAUUGCAACUGAUUGACCAGGAUGAGUUAUUCUCCUUCCAUUGGAAAUGUGACACAGCCAGAGUUUUUCAAUUGGGGUUUGCAGAUGAUGUAUUGUUAUUCUGCCAUGCUGAUAUGGACUCAAUUAGAGUCUUUAAGACAGGGGGGUUUGCAGAUGAUGUAUUGUUAUUCUGCCAUGCUGAUAUGGACUCAAUUAGAGUCUUUAAGACAGGACAGGAUCGGUUUGCUGAAUGGUCGGGGCUCAGGCUGAAUGAACAUAAAAGCCACCUUAUUAUCUCACGAUCGGCACAAGGAUUGCGUGAGGAGAUGAUGACAGUACUUGGUUUUCAAGAAGGGGUGUUACCGAUGAAGUAUUUGGGACUACCGGUUAUAUCUUCUCGAUUAACUAUUUCGGAUUGUCGCCCAUUAUUAUUAAAAAUAGAUAAACGUAUUGCUGGUUGGGAGGGUAUUUCUCUGUCUUAUGCAGGUAGGGUACAAAUUAUAAAAUCUGUACUCAUGGCGCUGAGUUUAUACUGGGCAUUGGCAUUCAUUCUACCGAAGAAAGUUAUUAAUGAAAUUGAGAAACGACUGCGAACAUUCCUGUGGAAGGGGACGACAACCAGUGGCUACUUUGCAGGACAUGCAAUUCACCUAUCAUUUGAAGUGUGA
Molecule: messenger RNA, 1467 nt
Organism: Sesamum indicum (sesame)
Lineage: Eukaryota; Viridiplantae; Streptophyta; Magnoliopsida; Lamiales; Pedaliaceae
Source: RefSeq, a predicted model, not a curated record